AGGCAUGAGGUAGGUACUUGUGUGUUACCUGUGGGCAUGAUGGUGGAACUGGUGUGUUUCCUGUAGGCAUGAGGUAGGUACUUGUGUGUUACCUGUGGACAUGAGGUGGGUACUGGUGUUCUACCUGUGGACAUGAGGUAGGUACUUGUGUGUUAUCUGUGGGCAUGAUGUGGGCAUGAGAUGGGUACUGGUGUUCUACCUGUGGACAUGAGAUGGGUACUGGUGUUCUACCUGUGGACAUGAGGUGGGUACUGGUGUUCUACCUGUGGACAUGAGAUGGGUACUGGUGUGUUUCCUGUGGGCAUAAGGUUAGUAUAAGUGUGUUACCUGGCGGCCAAAGGUUUAUACGAGGGAGAGGUAUAAAAUAUUCCCGCGUUUCGUAGUAAAGCGGGAAUAGUUUGUCUUGUUCGACACGUACUACAUAAUGUAGCUAGUGUAGCACGUGCUGUGUGCUAUUGCGUUUCGCAGUAAAUGCGAGUUGGGGUCAUUUCUAGCCGUCGUUCCGUACUGAGCGGUCAUACCAUUUUUAAUUAAGCAUCAUGGAUCCCGAAGUCGAACUCUGUAUUUCCAAACAAGUGAACUCGGCGAUAGAAUCGUCCCAGAACAAGAUUCUCUCUCAGUUGGAUCAGUUAAUGUCAGCUAGGCUCGGUUCUUUGGAAAAUAGGCUUUGUGACAGUUCUGAAGCCCAAUUAUGCAGAUUUCAACAAAACAUUUUGUGCGCCGAGUCCCACAAAUUUACUAAGAAAAGUUGUGAGGAUCAACAUAAGUUCAAUGAAAAAGUGAAAUCCAAGUUAGUGGAGGCAAACCAGUUGGCCGAUACAGAACCCUCGUCGUCAAAAGCCAAAAUAGCUGAGGGUAUUGACUUAAUAAAUUAUCGCCAAAAACUCGUAAAGCUGGCAGACACGUCCGAAGCCGGUUGGAAGGCAGUUGAGGAAUAUGUUGCCAACCCAAUUGCCUCUGACUCGGAUGACGAGAAAAAGAUAGACAGGGCCAGGGCCAGGGCAAAUAAAAAACUGAAAGCUAACAAGUCAAAAACCGGACGUGGAAGGAGCAGAUACACACCAUAUGACGACACGAGGAACGUGCAUAUGUCUACCAUUGGUCAGGAUAAUCACAAAGGCGUGUCGCCGAGGUCACAGAGGCCAGGGAUGUGUUUUGCAUGUGGCAAACCUGGACAUUGGCGGAUGGAGUGUCCCGCUAUCCUCAAGGCAUCGUCAUCAGCGGGUGUCAGCAAGAUAAGUAUUUUUUGCAAUUCUGUGCAUGUUUGUAUUGAGUCUGUAUGCUCUAAUGAAUCGGGGUCUCAUACACAAGGUGAGUCCAGUGUAACCGAGAAUAUGAUUCACAAUGUUUCAGCUAACAAUGAUAUUUCAAAAGAGGCGAUUUGUUCGCCCGUUGGCAGACUGAGAACUAAGUUCAAUCAUUGGGAAAAACAAGGCACUUGUAAUGCAGUUUUGGCUAUUAUACGCGAGGGUUAUAGAAUCCCAUUCCGAGAUGUUCCACCUUUUGCUAUUUUGAAUAACAAUAAGUCGGCAAGGGAAAAUCCCGAGUUCGUCCAAUCAGAAAUUCAAAAGCUGUUACGUUUGAAAUGUAUAUCUGAAGUCGCAUCGGCCCCAGAUGUAGUCAAUCCACUCACUGUAGCGUAUAACAAGGCUGACAAACCACGCCUAGUUUUAGAUUGUAGGCACAUCAAUUUGUUUUUGCAUAAAUUUAAAUUUAAAUAUGAAGACGUAAAAGUAGCUCGAGACAUGAUGGAAGUUGGCGAUUUCAUGUAUACCUUUGACCUUAAAUCAGCAUAUCACCAUAUAGAAAUUUUCCCUGAGCACCGUACAUAUUUGGGUUUUUCAUAUGUAGUUAAUGGUAAAAUGAGUUAUUACGUGUUCAACGUUCUACCUUUUGGUAUCGCUACGGCAGGAUACGUGUUUACAAAGGUGCUGAGGGAGGUCGUAAAGCACGUGCGUUCAAAAGGUUACAAACUAGUCAUGUAUUUAGAUGACGGUAUUGGAGGUCAGGCGACAGAAGGCGGGGCCAGUGAGGCAAGCAGGUAUGUACAGCAGUCAUUGGCUGAUUAUGGUUUCAUCAUUGCUCAAGACAAAUGUGAAUGGCAGCCGACACAGUUCGUCACGUGGCUAGGGUACACGUGGUCGAUGAGCGAAGGCGUGGUCAGGGUAACCAAUGGCAGGGUAGAACGCUUGCUGCUUUUGUUAGACCACACGAUGACACGUGUCACUCAAAGAGGUCAACUAUUGUUCAGUGCCAGGUAUGUAGCGGGUAUCAUAGGAAGGAUUAUUUCAAUGCAGACUGUGAUUGGCUGUCGGGCUAGACUGAGCACACGUGAGUUGUACACCUGUUUACUAUCCAGAGUGAGCUGGAAUGCGUGUGUAAUGUUGACAAAUGCAGCUCUAGACGAGAUAGAGUUCUGGUUAUUGAAUCUACGUCAAUUGAAUGACAAAGGCUCCAAACUGAAGGAGACUCGUACCUGCACCGCUGUAGUGUGCACUGAUGCUUCAGGCAUCGGGUUUGGAGGGUAUGCCUCCUCAUGUAUUGGUAUCCCUUUCGAUGAUUGGGACCUUACAGAUAACACACCUGUCAUUGUUGCCUUGGAGGACAAUGGGUUUUUGUCCCCAUGUGAGGGAAACCCUGUGAUGGGUAAUUGCGUAUCUAACGUAGGUCUGUCUACGGUAGCAAGUAUGGUUGCUGAUGAGGUUUCAGGCUUAGGACUUCGUCAAGUGGUCCAGAAUGCUGUCCGAGGUUCCGGAGUGAAGGAAGGGUCGUUUCUGGACAGACUAUCCUCCGGGAUGGCUGAGCGAAUUUUGUUAAGCAAAAGUGAAAACACUAACUGUAAAUAUUACGGCGCUUUCAAAAGAUGGGAGACUUUUAUAUCUUCUCAUGGAUUUCCCGCCCUACCUGCCAGUCCUGUACAUGUUGCUCUGUACAUGAACAAUCUGUUAGAUAAAGGAUCGACUUAUUCUGUGUUGAGUACGGCCAUGUAUGCUAUCAAAUGGGCACACAAUGUCAGUGGACAUACCGAUCCUACUACGAACACUUUCGUCAUCAGUCUAGUGGAGGCAUCAAAGCGCGUCGCCAAAAAGCCGGUGUGUAAGAAGGCUCCGGUCACUACUGACAUUUUAAUUACAUUGUGCUCCAUGUUUUCUCAGACAGAGGACUUGUUAAUAGUUAGAGAUUUGACAAUGAUGCUGAUUUGUUUUUCAGGUUUUUUGCGUUUUAGCGAACUUAGUGGUCUGCGUUGUUCAGAUGUUAAGAUGUUUCAGGAUUAUUUCUAUCUUGUUAUAAGAAAAAGUAAGACAGAUCAGUACCACCAAGGCAAUAAAGUUUUUAUAAGUAAGGGCAGUACAUCAGCCUGUCCCCACACCAUGUUAAAAAGAUAUAUAGAACGAGCGGGGAUUGAUCUAAAGUCCGACGAAUAUUUGUUUAAGCAGGUAUACAGAUCUGGGUCCAUUUGUAAGCUUAUUCACAAAAAUAAGCCCAUCAGUUAUACAGGAGCGAGAGAAGCUAUUAUCAAGAGAUUAAAAUUAGUUUCAGACGGGAAAGAGUUCGGUUUACAUUCACUACGGGCAGGGGUGCUACUGUUGCAGCAAAUAACGAUGUGAAUGAACGGUGUUUCAAAAGGCAUGGUCGCUGGAAGAGCGAAUCAAGCAAAGAUGGCUAUGUAGCCGAUUCUUUAUCAAAAAUGUUACAAGUAACUCAGAACUUAGGUUUGUAAUUUUGUAUCAAUAUCAGUGCAACACCCUUUCUUUGUAAUUCUAUUUAAACGGCGGGCUAGACGGCAAAUGGAUAUUUGCGUUUUUGUUGUAUGUUGGAAGGCACAUUUUAGUGUAGAGAAGACUAAAAUAUUCCCGCGUUUCGUAGUAAAGCGGGAAUAGUUUGUCUUGUUCGACACGUACUACAUAAUGUAGCUAGUGUAGCACGUGCUGUGUGCUAUUGCGUUUCGCAGUAAAUGCGAGUUGGGGUCAUUUCUAGCCGUCGUUCCGUACUGAGCGGUCAUACCAUUUUUUUUGGCUGUAUUGUAGGUUCAUAACGGUCAGUGUCUGUAUUGUACAGGAGGAUCUAACAUAGGUUCCAAUGUUACCCCUGAGGAUAACUUGCAGUGGGAAGUAGUUAGUCUGAACUCUCCCUUGCCAUUGGACGCAGGUUUCCGGAAAUUUAUCCGGUUUUUCCUGAGCGAGCAGGUUGAUCUCGGUGAAGGGGAUUUGUUUUUACUCCUGAAAAAUGUAAACGUAUUAUAAUAGUGGCAAUUUUUGUCCUUAUAUCACUUGUAUAAUCACUGAUUUUUCAUGUCUGACAUUAAACGCCGACCGCUAUUUAAACGGCGGGCUAGACGGCAAAUGGA
Pecten maximus is the source of this 4348-nucleotide messenger RNA. RefSeq lists its product as uncharacterized. The transcript has 2 exons. Gene Ontology annotation, molecular function: DNA binding; zinc ion binding. Gene Ontology annotation, biological process: DNA integration; DNA recombination. The record is from RefSeq and is a predicted model, not a curated record. Lineage: Eukaryota; Metazoa; Mollusca; Bivalvia; Pectinida; Pectinidae. The coding region runs from base 540 to 3608 and encodes 1022 amino acids.